AUUUUCCUCCCUCGCGCAAAAAUAAGAAAAACAGCUUCAAAGUUCUUGCGCUCGACUUGCUGGUGGUCGUCGGUUCUGCGUGUUUUUCAGUCACAUAUUUUUUCCCCGGGACAGGGCUUCUUCCUAGAUCGUUUUCCGCACACAGUGGUUGAAAACAGCAGACAGCUCAGAUGGCUCUCCGAUUGUUCCGUGCCGUCGGCCAGGACGUGGUCGCCCCGAUGAUCUUCAAACGGGGUUGCGCCGUGUCCGCGUACGAGCUGCAGCACAAGGUUCCGGUCCAGCGCAAGGUGGAGCAGAUUCCGAAGGCGCAGUAUGGAGGUAGACAUACGGUGACGAUGCUGCCGGGCGGUGGAAUCGGUCCGGAGCUGAUGAGCUACGUGAAGGAGGUGUUCCGGUUUGCGGGGGUUCCGGUGGACUUUGAGAUUGUGGACAUUGAUCCGGCUAGCGAGGGCAACGAUGACUUGGAGUACGCGUUGACUACGAUCAAGCGGAAUGGAGUGGCGUUGAAGGGUAACAUCGAGACCAAGUCGGAGGCGACGGGAGUGUUGUCCCGUAACGUGGCCAUCCGUAACGAGCUGGAUCUGUACGUGAACGUGCUGCACUGCAAGUCGUACAACGCAAUUCCGGCGCACCACCAGAACGUGGACGUGGUCAUUGUGCGGCAGAACACCGAGGGAGAGUACGCGAUGUUGGAGCACGAGAGUGUCCGCGGGGUGGUCGAGAGCAUGAAGGUCAUUACGGUGGAGCACGCGGCUCGUGUUGCCCGGUAUGCGUUCGAGUUUGCGCGCAACAACAACCGCAAGAAGGUGACCACCAUCCAUAAGGCCAACAUCAUGAAGCUGGCCGACGGGCUGUUCCUGAAGGUGGCCAGGGAUGUCGCCAAGGAGUACCCGGACAUCCAGCACAACGACAUGAUCAUCGACAACUGCUGCAUGCAGCUGGUCUCGAACCCGCACCAGUUUGACGUGAUGAACACCACGAACCUGUACGGCAGUAUUACUUCCAACGUGCUGUGCGGCCUCAUCGGGGGCGCCGGUCUGUUCUCGGGCCGAAACUACGGCGAUCACUAUGCCGUGUUCGAGCCCGGUACCCGCAACACCGGCACGGCCAUCGCCGGCAAGAACGUGGCGAACCCGGUGGCGAUGCUGCAGGCCGCCGUCGAUAUGCUGUACCAUCUGGGGCAUCGCUAUCACGCCGAUUGCAUCUCGGACGCGAUCCACAAGACGAUCGAGUUUGACGGCAUUCACACGCCAGAUUUGGGCGGCCAAAACACCAGCACAGAAGUGAUUCAGAACAUUCUGCAGCACCUGGCGGAGAAGAGAACCUACUGAUUGCGUCCACAGAGAGAAGAAGAGUGUCAAAACUGCGGCUUGUAUACUUUUAAUUUCGAGCUUUAUUUAUUCGACGGUUCUAGUUUUACUUUUUAACAAAUCAAACGUUUUUUUUCCAUCCAUCUUGGCUUUGGUUGUGGUCAUACUUCAGAGUUAAUUCGGAGAAAUGUUAAAAACGAUUCGCAAAUCCUCAGGUCCUAGGUGGAAAAUUUACCUUAUCAUGGAGUCAAAGCUUAACUCCAAAGCGCCAUCUGGAAGGAACAUCAUCACAUCUGCCGAACAUGUGGUUUGCAAAAUAUAGUUUCGGAAAAAAGUCAUUCGUGUUUUAAAUUUUGAAUUUCAUAUUUAUUUAUUUUAAAAUCCUAAAAUCGAAUCGGAAUUAAAAAUAAAAGUGAAAAGUUUACAAUA
This is a messenger RNA of Culex pipiens pallens (northern house mosquito), 1739 nucleotides long. RefSeq names its product isocitrate dehydrogenase [NAD] subunit gamma, mitochondrial (gene Idh3g). Gene Ontology annotation, biological process: isocitrate metabolic process; tricarboxylic acid cycle. The transcript is spliced from 5 exons. The coding region runs from base 171 to 1331 and encodes 386 amino acids. Gene Ontology annotation, cellular component: mitochondrion. Lineage: Eukaryota; Metazoa; Arthropoda; Insecta; Diptera; Culicidae. The record is from RefSeq and is a predicted model, not a curated record.